Molecule: messenger RNA, 2206 nt
Organism: Neohortaea acidophila
Lineage: Eukaryota; Fungi; Ascomycota; Dothideomycetes; Mycosphaerellales; Teratosphaeriaceae
Product: HAD-like domain-containing protein
Exons: 1
Coding region: 107-2152 (681 amino acids)
Biological process (GO): proton transmembrane transport; regulation of intracellular pH
Cellular component (GO): plasma membrane
Molecular function (GO): P-type proton-exporting transporter activity; ATP hydrolysis activity; ATP binding
Source: RefSeq, a predicted model, not a curated record
CGACAUCGUAUACCUUGGAGAAGUAAGCUGUCCUUAUCCUCACUCGUUCCUUCAUCUCAGUUCUGAUACAGCUUAGGGCCAAACGAUCCCUGCCGACUGUCGCAUCAUGAGCGAGGGAGCAACAGAGCAGCUUCUCACGGACCAAUCUGCAAUUACGGGAGAUCCGGAAUCCAUCUCGAAAGACUAUGGAGAUAUGUGCUAUUACACUUGCGGCGUGAGAGACGGCCAGGCCAUUGCUCGCGUGGAAGCGAUUGCUCCUGCUUCUUUCGUCGGCCGUACGGCGGCGUUGACGGUGGGAGCGGGGAAUUCGAUAUCACGCAGACGCGGUCAGCAAGUACGGCCGAAGGCGAGUUCCGUUUGGGCUCGUAAGCCACGUCAAACUAUGCAGUCCAUUGGAGCAGUGUUCGGCGUCUUCAUUCUUGCUACCGUCGCCACCUUGAUUAGUACGUUGGAGACUUCGCGGACGCGGCCUUGGACACUGGAGCUCUGCGUGGCUUUGAUGGUCGCUGCUCUUCCCACCAGAUGGGACGUGAUGGUAACAACGAUCCGAUCUUGCGGGGCGGCACUGCUCGCUCAGAGCGGCGCAGUCGUCCAGAGAGUGCACGAUGUCGAAGACUUAGCGGGCGUGGAUGUUCUUUGCGUCGACAAGACGGGCACAAUGACCGCCAACAUCCUAAAAGCGACAAAGGUAGCGUGUCUUGCGGGAACACCAGAAGACUUGGUCCUGUCGGCUGGCCUGGCAUCUGCAAUACUUGCAUCCUCGGACCGCGAAAGUCUCGAUCCAAUCGACGAAGCGUGUGCGCAGGGGCUGGAAGAGUACGGAGUCAGUAUGGAAGGCUACGAGCUGAUUGAAUUCCAUCCCUUCGAAAGCAGCACCAACUACAUAAGGAGUGAUGUGAUUGGCCCUUCUGGCGAAAGGGAGACACACGUGAAGGGAGCGCCGAAAGCGAUCAUGGAACUGUGCAACCAACACGCUGACGACUACAUCAACGAUGCGCGAGCAUUUGCUCGACAGGGCUUGCGGUCACUCGGUGUCGCCCGCAAGGUUGACGGCAAAGAAUGGGAGCUCUUGGGUCAAAUCGCAUUAGAAGAUCCUCCACGCGCAGACACUGCGGCAGCUGUCAAACAAGCUCAAGAACUGGGUAUGAACGUCAAAAUGCUCACAGGGGACGCUGCUGCGAUUGCUAGCUUGAGUGCGCGACGAUUUGGACUGAAGCACGCAUGCGUGGACACCGAAUCCGUAUUUGCCAAUACCAAAAGCGAGACGGAAAAGGCGAAGCAAUGUGAUCACGCCUCUGUGUUCUCCGAGCUGUCUUCUGCAUACAGACUGGACAUCGUUCGAACACUCCAGCAAACGGGUCAUACUGUUGCCAUCACCGGAGACGGAAGCGAAGAUACGGCAGCCUUGCGGCUCGCAGACGUGGGGAUCGCAGUCGAAGGCGCGAGCGAGAAAGCGCAGGCCGCUGCAGAAUAUGUCUUCUUCGAAUCUGGCAUCAGUGCUAUCCUCAUGGCGGUGCAAAGAUGCCGACAGAUCUUUGAACUGUCAUUCACAUAUCUGCAAUCUCGGGCGACCCUAUCCCUACACCUCGUCGUUGUUACAAUGUUGUAUGCCCUCACCUACGGCGAGGUGUUCGAUCCGACCUUGCUUCUCCUGGCUCUGCAUUGCAACGAAUCCGUCACGCCGGCUCCAAGCGGACCAGAUGCCGACAUCCCCUUUUCCAAGAAGCCUGUGCAAUGGAGCAGUCGCGUGUUGUGGACUUCGACGCUACCGUUGGCGCUCAUCCUCGGUGCGGGCACGAUGCUUUCGAUCCACAGCUGCGAAAUGCAGGCCGAUGUUGCAGCCACCGACACCGCUACCCGACAGCAGAUCAUCUUUCUGCAUACCGUGUUGGCCAGCAGCCCACUACUAUUGCUUAAGCGGACCAAUUCGCGGUUCUGGAAGCUCUCUACGUGGAAGCGCGGUGCGGGUAUGAUUCUCGCCGUGGACGUUGCGGCAACGGCAUCUUGCCUCUUGGGGAGAGCCGCGGCAAACGGCUCUUUGGACUUUGCGUCCCUACGGAUGGUGUGGAUCUGUAGUACUGGAAGCAUCGUUGUUGCAGCCGGGUGGCUCGCUGUUGCUUCUGCGGAGAAAUAUGAUGCGGACGAUGACUGAAUGGGCAGAAGUAGUCGAUGCACGGCAGUUCAUACAGCUUUCUUCAGUAAUCUA